CUUAGCAGGCUAGACAACAUACAUUUAACAGCUACAGCACGGUAUCAGAACUCCCACUAAUCGUUCUGUGUCAAAGUAGGAGAGCGUAACACUAGGACUAGAACCAGGAGAAAAGAGACAGGCGACAAAACAGGAAAAUUACUGGAAUAGUGUGGUCAGCACAAUGGAAGCAACGUCCUCAUUGUUAAAGUCUGUGUCCCGUCGUGUGUGGUCUCCUCCGCAGCGGCCAUUUCGGGUGUGCUCUCAGGACCGGGAGACGAGGAAAGGGGUCACUGCGGCGACCCUAGAGGAGCUGAAGGAAAAGGUGUCCCAGGUCCUGAUGUUGUCCUCCCUGAUAGCUCUGGUAUGUGAAGAGGACGGGACUGAGGUUGACUCAGACGAUUUCCUCAUGACGUUGCCUGAUAACACGGUGUUCAUGGCCUUAGAACAAGGGCAAACCUGGAGACCCCACCCCUUACAGAUCCCUCCGAGAGGAGCCAUUUCGAAAGUGUCGAACGACAAACCCCGGACCGGUCGUGACAUCGCGCGGGUGACCUUUGACCUCUAUCGCAUGAACCCAAAGGAUGUGUUUGGGUCUUUGAGCGUAAAAGCGACCUUUCAGGGCCUAUACUCAGUCAGUGCUGACUUCAAGUGUCUGGGGCCAAAGAAAGUUCUGAGGGAGGCCCUGAGAGUUGUCUCCACCUUUCUUCAUGCAGCAGGUCAAAUGCUCAUCUCCUCAGCAACUAUCAUUCGCCGAAUUAUUCAGGGGGCAGAGUUUCUUCAACCUCGUUAUGAAGACCAAGCCGUCCAAGGACAGUACUGGAACUGAUAUAAUCACAACGAGCUAGUGACCUCUGUCCAAUAAGCCAAGUAUAAAAUGAGCAGAAACUGAACCUAGAGACUAAUUCUUGGCUCUUCCCUUUUUCUUAUGAGGUGAGCUUCCCUAAUACUUGAACGUUGGGGUAAUUUGAACAUUCAAAAGAAGGACAGUCAGCUUACUUUCAUUACAUUCAUGGCUGUCAAUGUGAAUAUUUUUAAGCUAGGUAGAGAGAUUAUAGCCAGGUAAUUUAUGAUAUAUUCAUUUAUUGUAAAAACUGUCUUCCUGUUUGACUUUAAAUCAGUGAAUCUACACUUAAACAUUCCUCACAUUCAAUGAGUGUAAUUGUGUUUGUAUAAAUAUUCUGGAAAUUUGUCACGUGUUGGUUUAUGUUGUGUUCAUUAAUUGUUGUGUUGGUUUAUCUAAACAACAUGAAGAAAAUGACCUAUUUCCUAAGUGUUAUUUAUUAAAAUUGUUCAGCCAGAUAAAUUAAAUUAAAAGGUAUCUUGCAGGAAACUACUACAAAAGAGAGUAUCUAGCACAAAGACAAUCUGUUCCUCCAAAAUGAAUAAAAACCCCAAAGAAAUGUAACAAAUACUCAUUAAACAUCCCAUUGAGUCAGUCA
Molecule: messenger RNA, 1421 nt
Organism: Chanos chanos (milkfish)
Lineage: Eukaryota; Metazoa; Chordata; Actinopteri; Gonorynchiformes; Chanidae
Gene: cideb
Product: cell death inducing DFFA like effector b
Exons: 5
Coding region: 164-808 (214 amino acids)
Biological process (GO): apoptotic process; regulation of apoptotic process
Source: RefSeq, a predicted model, not a curated record